AUGAAAUGGAUGCACAUCAUAACGGAUUACAAACUUAGUGCAGCUAAUAAGACAAUUCCAAAAUCAGAUUUUCCGCAUUUACUUAAAUUAGUGACAGACUUAUUAUUAGAAUCAGAAAAAGAUAAUUUAAUAAGCGGUUUCGAAAAGGCAGGAACUUACCCUCUAAACCGAAUGAAAAUAUUGGAGCGAAUACCAUCAAAUGAUAAUAUCGAUCCCUGUGUCCAGACAAAUGUUAGUGCCGCUGUCAUCGAACUACUUGAAGAAAGAAGAUUUUCCGGUCCAGCAGAACAAACUACAAGGGAAAAAAAGCUUAACAUAACAACAGGAAAGAGCAUUUCAAUCCCAAAUUGCCAAAACGAACCAGUUGCAGGACCUAGUGGUGUUAAACAAAACAUUUUAAACCGCAACAAAAAACUAGAACAAUAA
This is a messenger RNA of Acanthoscelides obtectus, 426 nucleotides long. The record is from the annotation of a GenBank genome assembly. NCBI's taxonomy places the organism in Eukaryota, Metazoa, Arthropoda, Insecta, Coleoptera, Chrysomelidae.